GUAUGGUUAAAAAAUCAGAAAAAGAAGUUUCAACAAAGGAGCAAAAUCUCUACCAAAAACUCCAACUCAUCCAAAGUGAAAUUAAAGAACUCAUUCGCACGGAGGAAAAUAAAUUUCAAAAAUAUAAAUUUUUCAACGAAUUGCAAGUGCUUAAAUUAUUGAGACCGUUGCUUGAAAAAUAUAAGUUGACCCUGCUAUUAAGCGAUGACACCAGCCAACCUCUCAUCCACGAAAAAGAGGGCAAGGAACAUUUUAUCAAAUAUCUGAAAAAAUUAGAAAUAGUGGAUGCCGAGAACCCAGAUCAACGUUUAUUGUUUAAUUUUUGGGCGGUGGGUAGCAAUGUCGAUCUAGCCAAAGCCAAAGGUUCUAGUGAAACUUAUGCUACUAAAUAUUUGUUGAGUAAAUUUUUUUUGAUGCCGGUAAAAGAUGAGGCUGAUCCGGAUUAUGGACGGGAGGAGGAGAAAGAGGAACCAAAAAAAGAAAACUCGCCUGCUUCCUCAGUUCCCAAUAUGGAGCAAUCCUUGACUGAAUUAGCCAAACAGACUCAGACCAUUAGUGUUAAACAGGUGGAUGAUUUAGUGAACUUGUUAAGACAAAAGGUUAAGAUAAACAAAGAAAUUCAAACUCAAUUUUUAACUGAGUUAGACCAGCAAUUAGCUAAAAGGGGUGUGGAAGGGACUACUAAUGCUGGUAAUUUUAGAAAGAAAAAUAAUAUGGGAUUUAAGAAAGCGAUUAGCACUCGCACUAAAUACAAAAAAUCAUUUAUAUCCAUGCCAAGAAAAAAAUUAUCCCCUAUCCAUCCGGGCGAAAUCUUGCGAGAAAGAUUACUAGUUCCGCGGGAUAUCAGCCCCCAAGAAUUAGCCGCUGCCUUAAAAGUUCCCAAAGAGCAAAUAAAAUGGGUGUGUGAAGAGAGGGCCGACAUUACUCCGGACUUAGCCGCCCGCUUAGCUCUUUAUUUUGACAGCACAAGGAAAUUAUUCCUUAUAGAGCAAGGAGAGGAAGUUCUAAAUAUGCCAUUGCCAACCAUUAGAAAGAAAUUCAAGAAAAAUGUCCGAGAAUACAUGGAAGCAAAUGCGAGGGAUAAAAGAGAUUUUAAUAUGUUUGCCGCGGAGAAAGGGGCCGUAACUUCUUUGCGACUAGAAUUAAUUCAAGGCACCAAAAAUCAUUAUAGUAUUAGAACUGGUGGACCUUGGAGGAUAUUUUUCGAGCAGUGGCUUUAUGGAAGUGAUUCUUGGAAAUCACUGGCCCUAGUGGAAAAGGAAAAACUCAAAGCUGAGGAAGCAGGAGAAAUCCUACGAGUAAUUGAAGAGAGUGGGAUGGGAAAAAGGAAAAAAGAGGAGAGGGUGGUGAGGAAGAAAUCAGCCCGGAUUAAGGAUAUUAAAGGGAGUUUGAAGAAGUAUGGGUUGAAAGUGGAACCUAUUAAGGAGGAGGAUUUGAAGAAGUGGGAUAAGAUGGAGAAAGGGAAGAAAAAAACCAAAGAGAAUAAAUUGCCUGUGAUAGAAGAAAAAGAUUUGGAUCAAGAGAAUCAGGAACCAAAAGAGGAAGAAUUAAAA
This is a messenger RNA of Dentiscutata erythropus, 1553 nucleotides long. NCBI's taxonomy places the organism in Eukaryota, Fungi, Glomeromycota, Glomeromycetes, Diversisporales, Gigasporaceae. The record is from the annotation of a GenBank genome assembly.